ACAGCUAAAAACCCUUCUGGAAGCGGGUGGUGAGCUCUGCUCCCUGCAGCUCCACAAACGCUUCUUGAAAGAAUAAGCGAAUGGGUCCUCUCUGUGUCCAAAUCCUGGGCUCAGCUUUCUCACCUCUUUGCCCACACCCUCCAUCGCCCACCUAGCACCUUGGUGCUGCUGAUCACUCCCCCCGCAUGUCUGUGCCCCACUCCUGGGCACACUCCAUCCUCCUGAGGCUGACUGAGCUCUCACUUGAGGGAGGGAAGAUCAAGACUCUGGUGAGUGCUGGGGGUCCUCCCAUUAGCCCAGCCUGGCCUCUGCUCUCCCCAGCCUCCCCAUUUCACCCCCUCACCACCCCAGGGACAGAACAGGCUGCCUGGCCAGCACCUAGCCUUGGGGGCUUUAAUAAGUAGAUGGGGGAAGGCAGACUUUUGUGUUAGUCUUUGUGAACAGCCUUAGGGGCAGGCGGCUUCAUACCUCAGUUUGUUCAUCCAUUAAGUGGGGGACAAUAGGUGUGAAAACACCCCAAGGCAGACCAGAGCUGGGGGCUGAGGGCCAGAUACCAUCCUCCUUCCAGGGACAUCUGGACAAUCUGCAGGUGUCCCCCAUCCAGUCUCCCCCCACCCCCAUUCCCCAAAGGCCCAGGGGCACCUGGCCCUACCCCCAGCCCAGGGAAGGAAGAAAGCAAUUACUAAGUUACAGGUUAAAUCAAUGCGUGUCUUGAGGGCGGGGCUUCCAACACUACCCCCCCCCCCCAAACCCUGUGGGGCAGGGUGGCAGGCCUCCUCAAAGGAGAGGUUGGGGGUAGCCCUCCAAACACCCUCUGGGUGGGGUAUGUGGCUCUAAAUUGCAGGUGCCCCUUGCAGACUGUGUCCUGUAUCCCCCUUGCCCCACUCAGAGACCAAACAUCUCCUUGGCAGGUGCAUUUACAGGGAGCAGCAGCUAGUCCCCCUGUGACAAUAAGAAGUCUCCCACAGGCUAUUCCUUCCCCUUCACAAUCCCUUGGAGGUAUAAGGAGGGAACUGACAGCCCAGACUCCUAGGCUCCAGAGAGGGGAAGGGAGGGGCAGGGAGGAAGUGGAGAAGGACGAGCUUGGGGCAGGCAGGGUUUCUCCUCUCUCUGCCCCAACGCCUGGCACAUAUUGCCCAGCCAUGGGGACCUUCGACCUGUGGACAGAUUACCUGGGUUUGGCACGUCUGGUGGGGGCUCUGCGUGGGGAAGAAGAGCCUGAGACCAGGCUGGACCCCCAGCCAGAACCAGUGCCAGGACCAGGGGAUCCGAGGUCCAGCCCGGAACCCUCACCAGCUCCAGAACGCUUGUGCUCUUUCUGCAAACACAACGGCGAGUCCCGGGCCAUCUACCAGUCCCACGUGCUCAAGGACGAGGCGGGCCGGGUGCUGUGCCCCAUCCUUCGAGACUACGUGUGCCCCCAGUGCGGUGCCACUAGAGAUCGAGCCCACACCCGCCGCUUCUGCCCGCUCACCGGCCAAGGCUACACCUCUGUCUACAGCUACACCACCCGCAACUCUGCAGGCAAGAAGUUGGCUCGGUCUGACAAGGCGAGGACACAGGACUCCAGUCACCAUAGAGGAGGAGGAGCCAGUGCAGGUUCCAAAGGUGCCAGGAAGUCGUCGGGACCUUCGCCCUCUUCCUGCUACCCCUCCAAUUCUGCCUAGAGGGCAGGUGCGGGGAGGACGCCCGGGAUGCAGUCUUCCCCAAGCCUGGGGACUUCUUGAAGGCUGGAUUUCAGGGAAGAUGCAUCAGGCAAGGACCCUCCCCUGCACCCCUCCCCCAGCCUGGGCCUUGAAUGAGGGAGCAGCGCCAGGAAACACGACCCAAAGAGCCCUGUGAGGAAGGAGGUGGCCCCGGGACAACCUGCCCUCCCUCCCCAGCCCUGGGCGCCCAGUCAGCUCUCAAUAAAUGCUAUGAAUGGAUCAGUGGUCAGAUGAGGCUGGUCUUGAGACAGGUUAGUGGGAACAGCUUCGGAGGGGCUGGGGCACCUCUUUUCUCUCCUGGCUGUUAGCCUGCACAUGUUCCCGUGAUUCCUACUUUCCCGACUGCUAUUUGGAUUUCAGUUCACCCUGAGGCUCUGGGGGAGCAGAGAAAUGGGAGUGGGCGCCAUAGGGUGGCUGUGGGGCUUUGAGAGGUGGCUCCUUUCCUGGCACUUCUGGGCAUGACUUCUGCUGCUGGCAUAUUUGGGACUUUUUCUGAUGUUUUCAAACCCCCUUUCAGCCACUCAUAACAUAUUGACAUGCUAAAUAGGUGGAAUCUCACACGCUGGGGGUGAGGGCCUGAUAUGGGGGGAGAAAUGAAGAGACAAUUAGACCAAGCCUCCCUCACCCCCAUUGUCCUCGCCAAGGAGGCCCUCAGUGAAUGUUUUCCAUCGCACCACAAUGCCCCCGUGACUUGGGCCAUGGAGUCAAUAUACCAAGCCCUUCUGGGUGGGGGCCAGAAUGGGACU
This is a messenger RNA of Myotis daubentonii (Daubenton's bat), 2452 nucleotides long. It is a transcript of the gene NANOS3, whose product is annotated as nanos C2HC-type zinc finger 3. The record is from RefSeq and is a predicted model, not a curated record. NCBI's taxonomy places the organism in Eukaryota, Metazoa, Chordata, Mammalia, Chiroptera, Vespertilionidae. Gene Ontology annotation, molecular function: zinc ion binding; RNA binding.